This is a messenger RNA of Xenopus laevis (African clawed frog), 5719 nucleotides long. RefSeq names its product WD repeat domain 33 L homeolog (gene wdr33.L). Bases 487 to 5316 code for a protein of 1609 amino acids. Gene Ontology annotation, cellular component: mRNA cleavage and polyadenylation specificity factor complex; nucleus. Lineage: Eukaryota; Metazoa; Chordata; Amphibia; Anura; Pipidae. Gene Ontology annotation, biological process: mRNA 3'-end processing. The record is from RefSeq and is a predicted model, not a curated record. The transcript has 23 exons.
UACAGACUAACGUUAUACACGCCUAGUUCUACACGAACGCAACUGCAUACGGUCGCUUAUUGUUCGAUGACAUGGAAUAAAACGUUGGCAUCGUUUUAUAGAGCCGACGCAAACAAUUCCGCAGCCCUGGCAGCAGUGUGAUGACGUCACUGGCGUCGGAAGGCGCUGCGCAGAGUUCGGCUUGGAGAUGGCGGUCGGGCUUCAGGCCUGGAGCGGCGGGUCUGUGUAAAACGUAGAAAACAACAAGGGCCUUUCCCCCCCGAGUCUACCGGAGUCUAAAAUAUUGCAGCCCUUGGUCGGAGCCUAACGAGGUUGUAAAGACGGACGUAGUAGUUUUUUUGCAGCCCCAGUUUGUUCAGUCUGUGUGUUCCGUAUGGUAACGACUAGCCUGUUCUACCAUUCGAAGGCCGUCCGAGGAGUAUGGAAUUUAAGGGGAGCACAUGUUAAACAACUCGUGUCUGUGUCAAGAAUCAAGUUAACAUCACAAUGGCAACAGAAAUUGGAUCCCCACCGCGCUUCUUUCACAUGCCUCGGUUUCAGCAUCAGGCUCCAAGACAGCUCUUCUAUAAGCGACCUGACUAUGCCCAGCAACAAGCCAUGCAGCAGCUCACCUUUGAUGGCAAACGUAUGCGAAAAGCUGUGAACCGCAAGACUAUAGACUAUAACCCUUCUGUCAUCAAGUACUUGGAGAACCGUGUUUGGCAGAGAGACCAGAGAGAUAUGAGAGCUAUUCAGCCAGAUGCUGGUUACUACAAUGAUCUGGUUCCACCUAUUGGGAUGCUUAAUAAUCCUUUGAAUGCUGUCACUACAAAGUUUGUGCGCACUUCUACCAAUAAAGUAAAAUGUCCCGUGUUUGUGGUCAGGUGGACUCCAGAGGGUCGCCGGUUGGUCACUGGAGCCUCUAGUGGAGAAUUCACUUUGUGGAAUGGGCUUACCUUUAACUUUGAGACUAUUUUGCAGGCUCAUGACAGCCCAGUUCGAGCCAUGACAUGGUCCCAUAAUGACAUGUGGAUGCUGACUGCUGAUCACAGCGGCUAUGUCAAGUAUUGGCAAUCAAAUAUGAACAACGUGAAGAUGUUCCAGGCGCAUAAGGAGGCGAUUAGAGAGGCCAGUUUCUCCCCUACGGAUAAUAAAUUUGCCACGUGUUCAGAUGAUGGGACAGUUAGGAUAUGGGACUUUCUACGUUGCCAUGAGGAGAGAAUACUACGAGGACAUGGUGCAGAUGUAAAGUGUGUUGACUGGCACCCAACUAAAGGACUUCUUGUCUCUGGAAGCAAAGACAGUCAACAGCCAAUUAAAUUCUGGGAUCCCAAGAAUGGACAGAGCCUUGCAACACUACACGCUCACAAGAACACCGUUAUGGAAGUAAAAUGGAACUUGAACGGGAAUUGGCUGCUCACUGCAUCACGAGAUCACCUCUGUAAACUCUUUGACAUCCGCAACCUUCGUGAAGAGCUACAGGUUUUUCGAGGCCACAAAAAAGAGGCCACCGCUGUUGGCUGGCAUCCUGUUCACGAGGGUCUGUUUGCUAGUGGAGGAUCUGACGGCUCACUGCUCUUCUGGAAUGUUGGAGUGGAGAAGGAAGUUGGUGGCAUGGAAAUUGCUCAUGAAGGAAUGAUCUGGAGUCUUGCAUGGCAUCCUUUAGGGCAUAUUUUGUGCUCAGGAUCUAAUGAUCACACCAGCAAAUUCUGGACAAGAAAUCGACCUGGUGAUAAAAUGCGUGAUCGUUACAACUUGAACUUACUCCCUGGCAUGUCAGAGGAUGGAAUGGAAUACGAUGAUAUUGAACCAAAUAAUUUAGCUGUUAUCCCUGGAAUGGGAAUUCCUGAGCAGCUGAAAAUGGCUAUGGAACAAGAACAAAUGAGCAAAGAAGAGUCAAGUUCUGUGGAGAUGACCAUACCUGGGCUUGACUGGGGGAUGGAAGAAGUGAUGCAAAAAGACCAGAAGAAAGUACCGCAGAAAAAAGUUCCCUAUGCUAAACCCAUUCCGGCUCAGUUCCAACAGGCAUGGUUGCAAAACAAAGUGCCACUGAUACCACCAUCAGAAGCAGUUCCUGACCGAAAAGAAGAGAACAAGUCUGAUGAAAAGAAGAAAAACCAGGCAGAGAUUGAACAGGAGAUGGCAGCUUUACAAUAUACCAAUCCUCAGCUGCUGGAGCAACUAAAGAUUGAAAGGAUAGCACAGAAGCAAGCUGAGGCACCAGGGCAACUUCAGGGUCUCCCAUCUCCUUUGGGUGGACCUCCACAUGGGCCAUCAACAUUCCAGGCACCAGGACCUCCGCUACAGCCAACACAAAGGUUCCAGCAGCCCCCACAUCAGAUGCAAAUGAAUGUGCAACAUGGUCCUGCAGGACAGUUUCUUCCACAAGGAUCUCAAGCAGCCCCAGGUCCACAAAAUUUCAUGGCUUCUGGUCCACAGGGGGUGAGAUCCCAAGAAAUGCAUCCUGGUGCAAAUAGACUACCAGUUCCGCAUGGACCAAUGGGUACACAAGGUCCCCCAGUUAAUUCUGGACCACAAAAUCAGCUAGGGCCUCAGGGACCUUCAGGUCCUAGACCUAUUCAAGGAAUGUCCUCUCACCAUAGCAUGCAGGGGGCAUCUGGUCCUCAAGGACCUCUUAUGGGAGUUACACCAAGGGACGGUCAGGUGCAACAUGGAAAUCCAGGCCCUAAUCAAGGCAUGGCAAUAGUACAUCCAGCACAAGACAUGAGAGGCCCCUCUGGAGCAAUAAUUGGACAUGGACAAGAUAUACGGGGCCCUAUGGAAAUGAGGGGGCCCUCCGAUAUGCGUGGUCCCAAUGAAAUGCGAGGUCCUCAGGAUAUGAGAGGGGGCCCUGACAUACGAGGCCCUCAAGAUAUGAGGGUGCCUAUGGAUAUGCGUGGUCCUCAGGAUAUGAGAGGCCCUCGUGAUAUGCGUGGUCCUCAAGACAUGAGGGGUCCCUCUGAUAUGGGUGGCCCUCAAGAUAUUAGAGGACCCCCAGAUUUGCGUGGGCCUCAGGAUAUUAGGGGACCCCUUGAUAUGCGUGGGCCCCAAGAUAUGAGGGGUCCAUCUGAUAUGAGAGGCCCACAAGAUAUGCGAGGACCCCAGGAUAUCAGGGGGCCACUGGAUAUCAGGGGCCCCACAGACAUGCGUGGACCUCAGGAUAUGAGGGGACCCCCAGACAUGCGUGGACCUCAGGAUAUGAGGGGGCCCACAGACAUGCGUGGACCUCAGGAUAUGAGGGGGCCCCCAGACCUGCGUGGCCCUCAGGAUAUGAGGGGACCCCCAGACAUGCGUGGCCUUCAGGAUAUGAGAGGACCUAUGGACAUGCGUGGCCCACAGAACAUGCGGGGUCCAGCAGACAUGCGUGGCCCUCAAGAUAUGAGGGGGAUGCCUGACAUGCGGGGUCCGCAGGAUAUGAGAGCUCCUCCCGACAUGCGUGUCCACCAAGAUAUGCGUGGACCACCUGAUAUGCGUGGUCCACAAGAUAUGAGAGGGCCACCAGACAUGCGUGGUCCUCAAGAAAUGCGAGGACAUCCUGAUAUGCGUGGCCCUCAAGAUAUGCGUGGCCCUCAAGAUAUGCGAGGACCUCCAGAUAUUCGAGGUCCACCUGACUUGCGUGGCCCUCAGGAUAUGAGGGGUCAUCCAGAAAUGCGUGGACACCCAGAUAUGCGUGGCCUUCAGGAUACAAGAGGCGGUCCAGACUUGCGAGGGCCACAAGACAUGCGUGGACCUCAUGAUUUAAGGGGACCUCCUGACAUUCGUGGACAUCACGAUAUGAGGGGCCAACCUGAAAUGCGUGGUCAUCAGGAUAUGAGGGUCCCCCCUGAUAUGCGUCAAGAUGUGAGAGGCCCACAAGAGAUGAGAAGACCAAAUGAUAUGAGAGGACCCCAUGAUAUGCGUGGCCCUCAGAAUAUGAGAGGCAUACCAGACCUUCAUGGACCACAAGAUAUAAGAACAUCCCCUGAUCUGCGAAAUCCACAGGAUAGUAGGGGACCUGCUGAUAUUGGUGGCCCCCAGGAUUUAAGAGGACCUCAAUCCUCUCAAGGAAACUCCCAAGGACCUCAUAGCCAGCAAAACAUGCCACGAGUAUCUCAUCCAGCACAACAAAAGGCACCAUUACUAGGAGAUGGCCCCAGGCCUUUUAACCAGAGUGGAAAGGGUCAGGCCCCACCGCCUCUAAUCCCUGGCCUAGGAUCACAGAGCUCACAAGGACGUGGCCAUCAAGGUCCAAGCCCCAACAAAGGUGAUAUCCGUGGUCCUCCAAACCAUCAGUUAGGCUCACAGCCAGAACGAAGGCAUGAGCAAAGCCCUGAUCGAGGCCAAUUCCUUGGUGGACAAGAGUGGAAUGAUUCCCGGGACAACAGAGGACCUUCUGAUAGGCGGGGCCCUCGUUCUGAUUCUCAUGAGAGACCAGAAGAUUUUCCUCCAGAUGAUCGAUAUGGCCCCCGAGGACGCGAAUUUGAUGGAAGAGGUGGAGGUACUUCCUCUCAGGAUGAAAAGUGGAGACGUGGAGGAUCUGGCUCACAGUUUCCUCCUAACCACAGAGAUUUUCCAGACAGAGAGAACAGAGAUUCAAACCACUGGGAGGGUAGAAGGCAUUCAGAGGAGAGAUAUUCUAGAGAAUCUGAAGAUGUAAGGCUAAGAGGACAAAGAGAUGAAGAUUUUCACAGGGCUGGACCACAAAGGCGUGAAGGGCGUGGCUCCCGUGGAAGAGAAGAGUUUUCUAACCCAGAGGAAUUUGGUCCUGAUGACAACUUUGACUCCACGGAUGAACCAUUAAGGGGCAGAGAUGGAGGCAGAGGGCGUGGACGAGACUCCCAAAGGGAAGUAAGAAAAGGACUGCUUCCUACCCCAGAACAAUUCUCAGGAUCAGAGCGUGGACCUAACCAUCAGUCCCGAGAAUCAAGAGAAGCAGGACCGGAGCACUUUCCUAACAGUCCUCGCCGUGACAUUCCAACUCCUGAUGGUCAUUCCCCGGCCAGCAGGGAGCGAUCUUCUUCACUUCAGGGCAUGGACAUGGCUUCCUUACCCCCACGCAAAAGGCCCUGGCAUGAUGGCCCUGGUACACCUGACCACAGGGAUCUGGACACAGCAGGGGGACCUCCGGAAGAACCUGUAAAAGCAGCCCGUGAGAGCUCAGGCCCUUCAUUAAGAUCCCAACGGCCAAGCCGAUCUAGCUCCCAGGAGCAGGAGGAGGGCUCAUCUCGGGGUACACGUGGAACAGGAAGCUGGGGAAGAGGGGGCUCUAGGGCAAACAGCAACAUGAACUCCAAUCAGUCAUGGAGAGCAGGACCCAGGGGAAGUGGCAGCAGUGGUGGGGGUGGGAGGAGUCGGUAGGAAUUACUUAAUUCAGUGCAAUGACUCUUUCCACCUCUGUCUCCAAGUCCAUAUUGGACCAAACUUAUUGUGACUUUUAAACAGGACGCUACAGCAGUGUCCGUUAUUAGGAGGAGCCUCUUUUGGAGAUGUCUGACCUUGCACACAGUAGCUGGAUGCACUGAAAACAUGUCUGUCAAACAAAGAUUGAAAGCCUCGUGGAGAACAAUCACAAAGCAACACAUUGGUUUUCCUAUGUCUCUAUUAAGUACUUUUGCUCUCAUGUUGGAGUUGGCAUCCUCUCCUUCCACCCUGUCCCAGUAUAAAAUGGAUAUUUCUAUGUGUACAGUUUGUCAAGAAAGGAGUUGUUUUUGUAUGCAAUGCAGAAUGUAAUUUGAGCAAGAAAUAACAAUGAAAAAGAAAA